This is a messenger RNA of Rhinichthys klamathensis goyatoka, 3786 nucleotides long. RefSeq names its product HECT and RLD domain containing E3 ubiquitin protein ligase 3 (gene herc3). The transcript is spliced from 25 exons. The record is from RefSeq and is a predicted model, not a curated record. Bases 222 to 3362 code for a protein of 1046 amino acids. Gene Ontology annotation, molecular function: ubiquitin-protein transferase activity. NCBI's taxonomy places the organism in Eukaryota, Metazoa, Chordata, Actinopteri, Cypriniformes, Leuciscidae.
CACGUGAUCAUCAGUGACUCCGUAAUCUGAGUCGUAACUUCCUUGUUUUUGUCGGAACCAUUAAACUGAAACCAUUUCAGUAACAUACGGUCAAAUAAAGAGGAGACGAAAUGCAUUUUACCAGAUCCGUCAUUUACAGGCGGAGGCGGCAAGGCGGCACAGCCUAGGAGCUCUCCCUUAUUCCGGAUCCUUCCAUCUGUCUCUCUCUUUAUGUGUGAAUCAUGAUGCUGUGCUGGGGAAGCAGUGUCUCGGGUCAGCUGGGCAUCGGUGCGUCAGAGGCUUCUUUCUUCGAGCCGAGGAGCUGUUGCAUGUUUGAUGGGAGGGGUCUUAAAGAUGUGGCAUGCGGCAGCCAACACUCGCUCUUCCUGUUGCAUGAUGGGAGCGUGUACACCUGUGGCUCCAACAGCAGCGGUCAGCUGGGCCAUGACAAGCGAGGAUGCAGGCCAGAGCUGGUCGGAGCUCUGGACGCUCAGAAGAUAUCCGGCGUGUCGUGUGGUCAGUCUCACUCUCUGGCGGUGAAUGAGCAGGGGCAGGUGUUCGCCUGGGGGGCCGGAGAAGGAGGGCAGCUCGGGCUGGGUACGGCUGAAGAGGCGGUCCGGGUGCCCAGGUUGAUUAAAAAGUUGUGCGAGCAUCGAAUCUCACAAGUAAUGUGUGGCAACCAACACUGUAUAGCACUUUCAAAAGAUGGCCAGUUGUUCGUAUGGGGAGAGAACUCCAGUGGGCAGCUGGGUUUAGGGAAGGGAGAGCCGAGCACUCUGUCUCCUCAACCGCUCAAAUCUCUGUGUGGGAUCCCACUGGCUCACAUCAGCGCCGGAGGAGACCACAGCUUUGCCUUGUCCCUCUCUGGAGCUGUGUUCGGAUGGGGGAAGAACGGCGCUGGACAGCUGGGCCUCAAUGACGAGCAAGACCGGGCUGUUCCCUGCCACAUCAAGUUCCUGCGGUCACAGAAGGUGGUGUACAUCAGCUGUGGAGAUGAACACACCGCUGCCUUGACAAAGGAAGGGGGUCUGUUCACAUUUGGAAACGGUUCAAGAGGACAGCUGGGCCACGAUUCCACCAACAACGAGCCUCUUCCACGCAGAGUUAUGGAGCUCAUGGGCACCGAGGUGUCUCAGAUCGCUUGUGGGCGGCACCACACCCUGGCAUUCGUGCCCUCCACAGGCCUGAUUUACGCUUUCGGCUGCAACACUCAGGGCCAGCUGGGCACAGGUCUCAGAGGAAACGCUAAGAGCCCACUUCCUGUCAGGAACAUCCAACCCCUGUGCUUUGGAAACACAUACACAAAAGCCGAGCGCUACACCGUCAGUAAAAUCCACAGUGGAGGUGAUCACAGUUUCCUGUUGUUGUCUGCCAAGGAGGGUUCAUUUUUCCCUGAGGAUUUCCGUAUCAUGAAUACCACCAAAAGCAUCGCUGUGAUUAAUUCUGAGAGUCUGGACAGCUGGAGGAUGAAGCUGCAUGACAACAGCGAUUCAAGCAUCACCAAUGACAUCAUACUCCUGAUGUCCUCGACUGCAUGUUGGAAUGCCAGCUUUUUGGACCAAAGCGAUGACGGACAUUUCAAGACAAACCCCAAAGUCCCGGGCAUCGAUUUCAAUGCUGUCCGGCUGCUUUUUGAAAUGCUGAUGAAACCAGCCUUCGCAAGACUUUUGGAGCAGGCCACAAAGAGCUUUGAGAGUCUCCUGAUCCCCCAGCUGCCCUGCUCUCCUCCUGACGUGGAAGCCAUGCGGAUCUACCUGAUCCUGUCUGAAUGUCCCGCUCUCCAGGACUCCAAAAACUACAUCUCUCUCACCAUCCCUCUAGCCAUGGCCAUCCUCAGAUUGGACGCCAACCCUAGCAAAGUGCUCGAUAACUGGUGGUCUCUGAUGGAUUGCGAGGUUUUCUCCAGACUAGUGGAGAUGUACAAAAGCAUCGUUGUGUUUCUGUUGACUGGCGGGAAGGCGCUCCUGGUGCCUGUGUUCAUGGAGAGCUACACCAGUGCCGCCCUCCGACUGCUGGAGAAACUACACAAGGUAAAUCUGAAAGCCCAUCAUGUGGAAUACAACAACUUCUACAUCCCUGAUAUCACCACCCUGGUGGACAUCCAGGAAGACUACCUCAAAUGGUUUCUGCGCAAAGCUGAUAUUAAAAUGCGAUACCCUCCAGUGCAGGGUUCUGUCACGUUAUGUGCCUAUCCGUUCAUAUUGAACGCGCAAGCCAAGACAACCGUGCUGCAAACAGAUGCGGAGCUGCAAAUGCAGAUGGCCGUAAGCGGCGCUAACUUGCACAACGUCUUCAUGCUGUUGACUAUGGAACCUUUGCUGGCAAGGAACCCUUUCCUGGUGCUUCACGUACGCAGGAACCACUUAGUCAGUGACGCUCUCCGGGAGCUCACGGUCUACAAUGACGUAGACUUGAAGAAGCCACUCAAGGUCAUCUUUGAUGGAGAGGAAGCUGUAGAUGCUGGAGGAGUCACGAAGGAGUUCUUCCUGCUCCUGCUGAAAGAGCUGAUGGAUCCGAUCUACGGCAUGUUCACCCAGUAUUCAGAGUCCAAUCUGCUGUGGUUCUCUGAUAAAUGUUUUGUGGAGCACAAUUGGUUCCACUUGAUCGGGAUCAUUUGCGGUUUGGCCAUCUAUAACUCUACUGUGGUGGAUCUGCACUUUCCCCUGGUGCUCUACAAGAAGCUUCUGGAUGUUUCGCCCACUCUGGAUGACCUGAAAGAGCUUUCGCCUACAGAGGGAAGGAGUCUUCAGCAGCUGCUGGACUAUGAGGGGGACGUGGAGGAGACCUUCUGUUUGAACUUUGCUAUUACAAGAGAGUAUUAUGGGAUCACAGAGGUCAAGGAGCUGGUUCAGGGUGGGAAGAACGUCGCUGUGGACAAGACCAACAGGAAGGAGUUUGUCCAGGCGUAUCUGCAGUAUGUAUUCAGCGAUGCCGUACAGGAGCUGUAUUCGGCUUUCUCCAGCGGGUUCCUGAAGGUCUGCGGUGGGGAGAUCCUUUCUCUCUUCCAGCCCUCUGAGCUCAUGGCCAUGGUGGUGGGCAACAACAACUACAACUGGGAGGAGAUGGAGAAGAAUGCCUCCUACAAGGGCGAGUUCUCUGCAUCUCACCCGACAGUUCAGAUGUUUUGGGAGGUGUUUCACGAGUUUCCCUUGGAGAAAAAAAAGCAGUUCUUGUUGUUCUUGACCGGCAGUGACCGCAUCCCCAUCCACGGCAUGGCCAGUCUACGCAUCAUCCUCCAGUCCACCGCUACGGAAGAGCACUACCUUCCUGUGGCUCACACCUGCUAUAACAUGCUGGACAUGCCCUGCUACCAGACCAAAGAGACCCUGCGGCACCGGCUCACACAAGCCGUGGAGCAGUACGAGGGCUUCAGUCUGGUCUGAGCAGGAACUAACUUACAGAGGUGGCUUUCUGUAUGCCGACACUGCACUUUAAACCUGUGGAGAAAUGGAAACGAACGCUGCUCUCGCAUUUAUUUAACCACAGAAGAGCACAUCCUGAAUCUCAUACGAGUAAAUCUAUUAUUUUCCUAUUUUUACAGACUUGCUUAUUUGGUUGGCUUCUCCAGAUGUGCACAGAUUUUGUUUUUCUUCUCAAAUUUAUAUUUUUUUUAAAUGAUGAAAGUAAAUUAUAAGAUUGGGAUGGAGUAGCUGGCUAAAUAAAUGAAAGACUUGACUUUCUUUAUAUCUUUUUUUUAAGUAGAAUUGGUUUUGAAUCCGAUAGGUCGCUCGUAUCCAGACCAUGUUAUUUUGCCGUUUUGACUUAAACCAAUUUGGAUCAAAUUCGCUAGUUUAAGCGUAUGAAAUG